CCUCUAUUAGCUGAGGAGAUCAUGGACCAACCCGAGCACGGACCAGCUUUGGCUGAUGGCAGUGAUACUGGCCAGCACGCAAUGAAUCGAAUGCAACGAAAGUCACCCGCCAAGUCUGCGAGACAACAACUCCCAUCUCCUCCUGCCGAUUCGCCAACACGCAGAGGCAGCCGCUUCAACCCUGGCUUGUUGACACCUCCUUCAAGCCAGGUUCUGGCAGAAGAUGAAGCGUUUAGUCCUUCGAAACACCAUCGGAAGUCACCGUCCAAAUGUCUGAGUGCCAUUGCCCGGACACGUGCGUUCAAUCCACAACCCUCUACCCCUACGCGACAGACAGCAUCAAGGUCCGAGAAGCGUAAACGGGCGACUCCGUCAGCCUCUGAUCUACGCUCUCCAUCUCCCAAGAAAGCAACUACGUGCAUGUGCGGGAGCCGUGCGAAACGAAUUCUCUACAAAUCAGUCCAUGCGAACAACGUCAAUGUUAACUACUUGCCACUUGGCGAGUGUCCGAGUCGCAAAUGCCGAAUGCGGUCCCGAUCCAUCACUCCAGCGUAUGAACCUCCCGGUGAGAGGUUCACGCCUCCAAGAGAGAUAGAAGUCGUCAGACCUCCCAUCGAGACACCAACAGCAAAGUCGAUUAGACGGAACGCGUUGUCCAAGGUUAAACAGGUAUCUCCACCUGUGAAGAGCGAACCACCAGAAAUCGAUCUCACUCAACGCCCACGGCCUCCCUCUCCGGGUGAGGACCCGAUCCUCCUAUCGGGCAACCGCCCUUCAAAGAAUCCACCUCUUCGUUCCCGCUAUACCCCAUCUUUCUCUUCUUCCCCAUCUUUCAACCAUCAAUUCACUGAUCCGCCUACGUCUUUCGCCGCGCGUCUGUCGGGAGGCCGUGUGAAUGACUUUGGGGAUCUUACAGACUCGGAUGUGCUUCCUGCCCCCACUAUUCUAGAGGCACAUGACCAAAUCAACGACGAUGGAUGGAGCGAUUCAGAUGACGACGGCUUUAAUCUCACCGGCGAGUACACGGGAAAGUACAAAAUGUUUAAGAUUCCUACCAAGGCAGAUCCCCCGACUAGUGGGACUAGAGAGAAGAUGGAGUCAUGGGGGAGACCCCUUAGUCCGUUCCCUUACAGCGAAAUCCUGGAGAGGUCUCUUCCCCUGUCCGAUAUGACGGAGGAAGAUAUACUCGAGGAUAAUGACCAGCAUCCGGACACGCAAGCACGUAGUAAACCGAACGAGAAUGUAUUCUUCCCAGUGGCCGAAACUUCAGCGCCUCCGCCACCCGCUCGAGCAGAUGAGGGAGUGGAUGAUUCCUCGGAUGGUGACGAGGGAGUUGAGGCUGAUGUUGUAAAGGUCACCAGUGGAGACCCUCAGACAGCUGCCCAUGCUGCGGCCAUAUUGAAUCUGCAUGACUACGACUGCAUUAUGGCAGCAUCUAGCAGUCCCAAACCUUCCAAGCGCAAGCGGCGUAAAACCUUCGGGAAUGCAGGCAUCAUCAAACCUUACACGGAUUUGAAGGAAAGGCGGCGCACCAUGGACGGAUAUAGGCUUCCCACACCUUCUGCGGACACAACACUACAUGACAUCUGGCGCAGCACCGAAGAUAGCGUCCUCGUGGAUCAAUCUGAUCGCGAAAGAAGUGGACAGUGGAGCCGGAAACACUGGAAACAUUUGGACAAGUGCCUCGUCGCUGAACGACUGACGGUUGGCGCAUCACUCCAUCACCCGGCGGAACUUCUCGCCCCAUUCGAUAAGAUUUCCAAGGAUCGAGUCCUGGACAGGUUUGUCGCGGAGGUUGGAGGGACCGAGGCGUUACACAGCUUUGGACCACAGUGGUCUAGACCAAACUUGAUGCUGAGGUUGGAGAUUCUCAUCAGACGACAACAACGGUUGUCUACUGCGGCUCGCGCGCCCUCGCGGCAUGACAAAGCGGAAUUUAGCAAUUUUGACCGUGCACCACCUUAUGAAAGCCUUCUUCAACAGGCCAUUGCCGUCACAUCAUCAACCUAUGCGGAUGCCGGAAGUAGCACGACUCUCCGCGAUGCGUGGACUGCAAAGUCGAGUGAACGGGGACCUAGGCCACUGCCUACGUGCCCGAGACCCAGGGCGGACCCGAGAGCGCCAAUUACCACGCCGUCCCGCCCCGCUGGACCAAAACCUCCGCCUCCCAAAGAGCAAGUCCAUCUGAGACACGCUAGUCUUCCAAAGAAGUCGAUGAUACCUGUUCUCGUACGCCCUCGGCGCCUCGUCGACUUGAGACACUGGUCACCAAGCAAGCACGCGCGUGAACAAGUGAGAUCUGCGAUUCAACCGCGGAGUAGUGGCGGAGGUGGUGUGAAGGACCUCAUUAAAUGUUUUGAGGGGCUGGACCAACUUAAUUCAUUGCAAGGGAGCAAAUGAAUGAUCGAUUUUUUGACCUAGUAUUUUGUUGAUAUCUUUGGUCUACAACUGCAGGGCAGUGUGUUUGGUGUUGUACUAUGUACCUACCUAGGUUUCGGAACUAUCAUAAUCAGUGGAGUAUUCAGGAGACACGCUACAGAAUGAUUGUAUGGCACAAAUAUUAUUCGAUGCGUCGCAGGUGUCGCUAUUCAUAAU
Messenger RNA from Pisolithus orientalis, 2595 nucleotides. RefSeq lists its product as uncharacterized. The transcript is spliced from 5 exons. NCBI's taxonomy places the organism in Eukaryota, Fungi, Basidiomycota, Agaricomycetes, Boletales, Pisolithaceae. The record is from RefSeq and is a predicted model, not a curated record. The coding region runs from base 22 to 2400 and encodes 792 amino acids.